This is a messenger RNA of Aspergillus novofumigatus IBT 16806, 495 nucleotides long. RefSeq lists its product as uncharacterized. The coding region runs from base 1 to 495 and encodes 164 amino acids. NCBI's taxonomy places the organism in Eukaryota, Fungi, Ascomycota, Eurotiomycetes, Eurotiales, Aspergillaceae. The record is from RefSeq and is a predicted model, not a curated record. The transcript has 4 exons.
AUGAGGCAGGAAUACAAGACCCGUCGGGAGCAACUGGAAGAAAACUACCAACACCGAGUUCAGGAGUGGAAAAGACAAAAGCAACAAGGAAAUUCCACUCGACGCCCUCGGCGCCAAUCUAUUCCUACUUCCUACAAUACUCGGCAACAACGGAGAGCGACAGUUACAUUUCCGUACUGGGAUCGCCAUACGCAGACAUUGGAGCCGGGCACCUUCUGCCGAGCCUGCACCUAUCACUGGGAGGAUGGAAAUGCAAAUGACUGGAGAUUCAUGCAGACCAUAGGGGAUCUACAUCCUCCUAGCCGGGAGGCCUAUUUUCGGGCUUUUCUGGAGGCUGAACUACCCCAACAUUUUCUACAUUGUGCAGCAGAACCUAGGAGAGAAGGAACCGAUUUUGUAGUAACACCGAAGAAGAUCAUUGCUGGACGAGAUUGUGAACAGCAGAACACAGUGCUAAAGUGUAAAUCUUGGUGGAUUGCAGAAGUAUAUACGUAG